AAAGAAUAUUUUCUGAUCGAGAGAAAUUCGAUCGGAAGGAAAGUUAAUUCAAACCCCUCAGGCGCUGUAUUUAGGUAUUACGUGUAAUCCGACAACGACAUGGUUUUUAGUGUUUCUAUGGUGUUCGGAAGUUAAUCAGGUCGCUUGAACUCGAGCUUUUGGGGACUAGGGCUGCGGGGUGGUUCGGCAGAAUAGGAGACGACAGUGCUUGCUAAAGAAACAUUGCUCAUUCUCUGAGGCGAAAAAAAUGAAUUCUUGUGGGCCGGAGAACUUUGGCUCACGUGAGCAGCAUGGGGAAGAUGAUGUAAAAGAAGUGAUUUCGUUGGUUCAACACGAUGAUCUUGAAAAUUAUAGUGUUGAAUUGACUGAGGCCAGAGCUGAUAAACAUGCUGACACAAGAGAAUAUGAGUGCCCCAAUUUGAAGAAGAGUGAAAACUCUAACCUCGAUGAGGCAGAGAGCACUUUUGAAAGUGAUGCUAUUGGUGUUGAUGGUAAAUUACCUCAAUGUACUGACUGCAAUGCUGAAAAAGGGGAUCACCUACAUCGAGAAAUACCUAGAACUAAAGGAUGUGAUUUGUCGAAUGAACGUAAAGCUGUUGAUGAUAACCAGGAGGAACAUAUAAGUACCGCCAAUUCCAAGAAAGGACUGUACUUUUAUUAUGAUACACCCUUAUACGAGGAAACUGGAAUUUGGAUACCUGUUUCUGUUCCUCCUAUGAAUGAAGGAGAAUUGACUGGAGGGUUUUGCUCGAAUGGUGGAUACAUUCCUGAUGAAGAUAUGGGUUGGAGCCAAUGCAUUGAGGAAGAUAAAGAAUUGACCAUGUGGGAUGUUGUGGUUGAAAUGCUACUUGUCGCUCGGGGAAAAGUGUCUGCUGUUACUUCUGGAGAUGUUAGUCGAAUUUCAUGGUUGUCAAACCACCUGAUUGAUCAUGCGUGGAAGGAAAUUGCAGAAACCCUGUCAGAAGCCAAUUUUAGCCAUGCCCAAGAAAUUCUUGAUUCGGAGCCUCCCAAGUGGUUACCUGAUAGUGCAGCUUCUUCCUGUAUGCUUUGUAGCGUCAGGUUUCACCCGAUUAUGUGCACAAGGCAUCACUGUCGGUUUUGUGGGGGAGUCUUCUGCAAUGAGUGUACAAAAGGAAGGAGCUUAUUGCCUAAAAUGUUCCGGACAGAGAAUCCACAACGAGUUUGUGAUGUGUGCUGUGUGCGCCUCGAACCUUUUCAGCCAUACCUGAUGGAUCAAGUAAGCCGUGCUGCGCAGUUGCCUGUACAUGAUCUGACAGAUUUGAGCACUUUAAGAUCCUGGGUUAAUUUUCCCUGGGGGCAGUCGAUGGAGUAUGAGAUUUACAAAGCCACAAACACAAUCCUUGGUUAUGCUAAGGUCGGUUCCUUCAGAUCAGAGAAGCGAAUUCCCCAGGCCAUUCUACAAAAUGCAAAAGGCCUUGCAAUACUAACUGUUGCUAGAGUAGGAGUGAUGGUAACCUAUAAUGUUGGAACUGGACUGGUGCUUGCUCGUAGGGAAGAUGGAUCUUGGUCUCCUCCCUCUGCCAUAUCUUCCUUCGGCAUAGGCUGGGGAGCUCAGGCUGGAGGAGAGCUAACAGACUUCAUAAUUGUUUUGAGAACAGUUGAGGCUGUGAAAACCUUCUGUAGUGAAGCACAUUUCUCAAUUGGGGCUGGUUUGAGUGCCGCCGCAGGAACCAUCGGACGAACUGCGGAGGCCGAUAUUAGAGCUGGUGCAAGUGGAUAUGCUGCUUGUUAUACAUACAGCUGCAGUAAAGGUGCGUUUAUCGGGUGCUCUCUAGAAGGUAGCAUAGUCACAACCCGAGCACGUGAGAACUCCAGAUUCUACGGCAAUCAGUCAAUCACAGCAUCACAAAUUCUUCUCGGGUCAUUCCCCCAACCACCAGCCGCAGCCAUGCUUUACCGAGCACUACGAGACUUGUUUCUUCAGCUCGAAUAAGUGAGGCUUAUUCCGUUCCAUUCGAUCACAGGAAGAAAGUGGUAAGUGAUCAAAUUGCUCUAUUCUUUGGUCUGUACAGUUGAAUUUGCAGUUUAUUUGUGUCCAAUUGUUCAUACGUACAGUGCAUUCUUUUCCACUUAAUUUUCAAGUUUGCUUCACAUUAAUGUAAAUAAACAGCUGCAGUGUCUAUGAAAUGGUCCAUAAUUUAUAUAUAGCAAUAAUUCAAUACAUUUACGAA
This is a messenger RNA of Andrographis paniculata, 2192 nucleotides long. RefSeq lists its product as uncharacterized. The coding region runs from base 248 to 1954 and encodes 568 amino acids. Lineage: Eukaryota; Viridiplantae; Streptophyta; Magnoliopsida; Lamiales; Acanthaceae. Gene Ontology annotation, molecular function: phosphatidylinositol binding; metal ion binding. The record is from RefSeq and is a predicted model, not a curated record. The transcript has 5 exons.